Lolium rigidum is the source of this 1075-nucleotide messenger RNA. Its product is annotated as ankyrin-1-like. The transcript is spliced from 9 exons. NCBI's taxonomy places the organism in Eukaryota, Viridiplantae, Streptophyta, Magnoliopsida, Poales, Poaceae. The record is from RefSeq and is a predicted model, not a curated record. The coding region runs from base 47 to 1075 and encodes 342 amino acids. Gene Ontology annotation, molecular function: protein binding.
UCAAACUCCAUAGAAAACUCGCGUCCAGCGAAGUUCAGCCCCAACCAUGGCUUCUUCCUCCUCCCGCGCCAAAGUCCAGACACGCAUCGUCCUCCAAGCGGCCUACGAUGGCGACCUCCGCAUCCUCAAGAAAAUGGCCAAACAAAUGGACUUGGGGGUAGCCGAGGACGAUGAAGGGGCUAACGCGCUGCAUCUCGCUGCACACGGUGGAUGCCUGGAAUGCUGCAAGUUCCUGGUAGAGGAAGCAUGGAUUGAUGUCAAUUCAACGACCACGAAAGGCACGACACCCUUGGUUUGCGCUGUGUUCGACGGGAAUAUCGAGGUUAUGAAGUACCUUCUCGAUCGUGGCGGCAACCCGAGAAAGAAGACUCCCGGAGGCUUAACUCUGCUGCACGCUGCAGCCGCGAAAGGGCUAUGCGAACCUUUGAAACUAUUGCUAUCCGAAGGAAAUCCUGCGGAUAUUAUGCUUGAGGAUCAUGGCGGGACACCAUUGCAUGCGGCUGCUUCGGGUGGACACGAUGAGGCUAUGAAGAUUCUACUGGAGCAUGGUGCUGAUCCGAACAGACUUAUGGGUCAUAACAUAACUCCACUCAUGCUGGCAUGCUGUCGCAACUCCCUCAAAUGCAUGAAGCUACUGAUUGAGGCUGGUGCUGAUGUCAACGGUUCUUAUUGCGGGCCAACUAGUUUAACGCAAGCAGUGAAAAAUGGCUUCACUGAUAUUGUCAAGUUCUUGCUGGAGGCUGGAGCUGAUCCUAAUGAUCCUGGCGAGGAUGGAGAAAUUCCAAUCCAGUUAGCAGCAAAGCGUGGUGAUCGUGGUCUUGUUGAAGUUUUGUUUUCCAAGACAAAUCCAGUUCCAUCCCUACCAUAUUGGAGUGUUGAUGGAAUAAUUAGAAUGAUGAAAUCUCCACUUAUCAGGCGCCAGGAUGAAGUUCCUGUGGGAGCAAGAGCAACUGAUUUUAAGUCAUGGGCGAAGGAAGCGUUCAGAAAGAAAGACUACCAUGCUGCUCUAUAUUUCUUCGGACGGGACUAUUAUUUAGUGAAUUGUGAUUUUCCUAUACCAGAAGAGAUGCUAUGA